AUGGGUGUUGAGGAUCUGGUGAGCUCUCUCAAAUUUCAUGAGAUAAGUCUUAAUGAACAUGAAUCUUCCAAGAAAAGCAAAUCCAUUGCUCUACCAUCAAGAGGAAAGUCAUCAAAAGCUUUAAAGGUUGUGGAAUCUGAAGAAGAAUCACCUGAUGGGGAUUCAAACAAGCUGGAGUAUCUGGCGAAGAAGAAUAGGAAGUUUCUGAUGAAGAAGAAUGGCUACAAGAAUUUCAAGAAGGAAGAUCAGAAGGGAUGCUUUAACUGCAAGAAGCCAGGACACUUUAUUGCAGAUUGCCCUGAUCUUCAGAAGGAAAAAUCCAAGGACAAACCAAAGAAAUCUAGCUUCAAUAUAAGAAAAUUCAGGAAGGAGAUUAAAAAGAGCUUAAUGGCAACAUGGGAGGAUUUAGAUAGCGAAUCAGACUCUGAAAAGGAGGAUUCUGAAGAAGAUAUUAAAGUAGCAGUUAGGUUGUGA
Molecule: messenger RNA, 474 nt
Organism: Medicago truncatula (barrel medic)
Lineage: Eukaryota; Viridiplantae; Streptophyta; Magnoliopsida; Fabales; Fabaceae
Exons: 2
Coding region: 1-474 (157 amino acids)
Molecular function (GO): zinc ion binding; nucleic acid binding
Source: RefSeq, a predicted model, not a curated record